Messenger RNA from Schizophyllum commune H4-8, 1708 nucleotides. RefSeq names its product PSS-domain-containing protein. Gene Ontology annotation, biological process: phosphatidylserine biosynthetic process. The transcript is spliced from 15 exons. NCBI's taxonomy places the organism in Eukaryota, Fungi, Basidiomycota, Agaricomycetes, Agaricales, Schizophyllaceae. Gene Ontology annotation, molecular function: L-serine-phosphatidylethanolamine phosphatidyltransferase activity. The record is from RefSeq and is a predicted model, not a curated record. Bases 329 to 1708 code for a protein of 459 amino acids.
AGCCAGACGAGAUGAGCGUUGGUGCAGAGACCGCGAGGCGCAGAAAAUGGCGGGCCGAACUGGGAAUUGGGGCCACGUGGGGAUUUACUUCCCCGGUGACGCACCGAUCCGUGUUCUCCUGCCAGCCUGCUGCACCGCGAACCCCCGUGUCGAUUCAGCGUGUCCGACAGGCGUCUCGUACGCGACCAGCGCCGCCGUCUUCUCUGAACCCCUUCGCUUUGUCAAGAGAAGCCUUGCUUGCUUGGAGACGCAGGACAGCUCGAGCAAGACGCAGCUCAAGGGACCGAUCACUUGAACGGCCGUCGACUUCGAAGAAUCGGUGUAAAUAAUGGAACCCAAAGACGAAGACUACCUUUCGCCGACGUCUCCAAACGAAGAGUCCGAGGCUCAGGAAGUGCUGGAAACUGAGCCUGAGCCUACGCCGGGAAUCGACACCCCCGUUCGUUGGUACGACGCGGACCGAAGAGAACCGUAUACCUUCAUUGUCCCCUUCCAAGAGCGGCAUGAUACCAGUGUCGAGUUCUUCUACAAGCCUGUCACCCUCUCCGCCCUAGCCGUCGGCCUCGCCCUCCUCGCGUACGUCGCGACCACCCAGGAUGUCCUCGAAGAGGGCCGCGACAAGCGCCGCGUUGGCGUAUACGCCGCGAUAGCAUCUUUCCUCGUUUUCUCAAUGAUCCAGUUUCGCGAUGGGCCCUUCAUCCGGCCGCAUCCGGCGUUCUGGCGCGCGGUGCUGGGGAUCAAUGUCCUCUAUGAGCUCGUGCUCGUCUUCCUGCUUUUCCAGGAUCUGGAUUCGGCGCGCAUGAUGAUGACUUACGUGGACCCGAGCCUGGGGCACCCGCUCCCCGAGAAGUCCUAUGCUGAGGACUGCGCGCUGAAUUGGACGACGAUAUACAAUGCCAUCGAUAUAUUCUGUCUCGCGCACGCAUUGGGAUGGCUCGGCAAAGCCCUAAUCCUCCGCGACUAUUGGUUCUGCUGGAUUCUGAGCAUCAUGUUUGAGCUCGCCGAAUACAGUCUCCAGCACCAGCUCGCCAACUUCGCUGAGUGCUGGUGGGAUCACUGGCUGCUUGACGUGCUCAUAUGUAAUUGGCUGGGCACUUGGGUCGGCAUGAAGAUUUGUCAGUACUUCGAAGUCAAGGCGAGUGGCUUUCGCCUAUUACGACGUCCCUACGAAUGGCGAGGCUUCCGCCAGUCUCGGGGCUUCCGCUCGAAGGCGAAGCGCGUCGUCUCCCAGUUCUCCCCGCACGACUUCACCGCGUUCAAGUGGGGCACGGCGACGUCGUUCGCGAACUACAUUGGCGUGGUGACGCUGCUCGCGGUCUUCCUCGCCGCGGAGUUGAAUCCAUUCUAUUUGAAAACCCUCCUCUGGAUGGAGCCCGACCACCCCAUCGUCAUCGCGCGGCUGGCCUUCGUCUUCCUAUGCGGCCUCCCCGCCGUUCGGGAAUUCUAUCAGUACAUUAAUAACCCCAAGAAAGCCGUCCGUAUGGGCCAGCACGUCUGGAUGCUCCUCGCCACUGUUGCGACAGAGCUCCUGGUCAUCCUCAAGUGGAGCAAGGGCCAGUUUUCCGAGCCCUUCCCUGCGCCGGUCAAGUGGGGCUGGGGCAUUGGGUUGACGCUGCUCACGAUUUAUCCUAUCGUGCAGUUUGGUGUCCCCAGCGCACGCCGCUACCUCAGAAAACACCGCAAGGCGUCCCGCGCAAAAGUACAAUAA